Molecule: messenger RNA, 1287 nt
Organism: Fusarium oxysporum Fo47
Lineage: Eukaryota; Fungi; Ascomycota; Sordariomycetes; Hypocreales; Nectriaceae
Product: Alpha/Beta hydrolase protein
Exons: 2
Coding region: 1-1287 (428 amino acids)
Biological process (GO): epoxide metabolic process
Molecular function (GO): epoxide hydrolase activity
Source: RefSeq, a predicted model, not a curated record
AUGCGGUGCCUUUAUAUACUUGUCUUUUCCGUUGGCUCUCUCCUCUGUGCUGCUUUAGAGCCCUCCUCGCUGCCAAAUGUCGAUGCCACCUUUACCAAGGGCCCUAAGCCGUUUCGAAUUCACGUUGACCGAGACUUCAUUGAGGAUACCCGGCAGCGGGUUGCUCAUACAAGGUCACCAUUGUUCAUAAAUGUGUCAAGCGAUGGCCCUGGUGCUGAGAACUUCACAAACGUUCGUGACUUCUGGGUCAAUGAGUAUGAUUGGAAUGCUACGGAAGCUUCUAUCAACAACAGGCAGUUUACGACUAUUGUUGAGCCCGAGAUCGACAACGUCACUCAUUCUGUACCGCUACAUUUCGUCCAUCACCGCUCACCAAGGUCAGACGCCAUACCGUUGCUGUUUGUUCACGGAUGGCCGGGUUCCUUCCUUGAAGUCGGUAACAUUAUCGGAAAUCUGACGAAUCCACCAAACUCAUCUGUACCAGCAUUUCAUGUUGUUGCGCCUUCGAUUCCAGGCUUUGGAUUCUCUCCGGCACCAAAGCAGCCAGGCUUUGGCCCCGCGGCGGCUUCUUAUGCAUUCAACGAACUGAUGCUUCAGCUUGGCUACUCCAGAUACGUCAUUCAAGGUGGAGAUUUUGGUGGUGUCAUCCUUCGCUACCAAGCCCACUAUUUCCCAAAGCAUGUAAUCUCGGCACUCAGCAAUUUCUGGAUUAUCCAGCCCGGGAAUAAUGACCUUCGCCGACUUUCACAGGGAGAAGCAACGCCUGAUGAAGUUGCAUACAUCGAGAUUAUAGAAAAGUAUGAGAAUCAGGGAUCAGGAUACCGACUGAUAAUGUCCACGGAACCACUCACCGUCGCAUACGGUAUGACGGACUCGCCACUUGGGAACGCCAUGUGGAUGUAUUCCAUUAUGAACAGGGUCAUCGACCCUGCUAUCAUGGCAUGGACUCCCGAGGAGAUCAUUACCUGGUCCAUGAUGUAUUGGAUCCAAGGUCCGUAUGGUGGCAUGCGUUUCUAUAAGGAAGUUCAAAAUGAUGGGGGUUUUGAAACACUCGACUUUGGCACAUUGCCCCUGGUAGCGGUCCCAGUCGCUAUCAGUCAAUUUCCUUACGACUUAACUUAUCGUAUGCCGCUGGAUUGGGCGAAGCGAGGAGGAAAUGCUCUAAAGAGAACUGUACAUGACCAUGGCGGCCAUUUUGCUGCUUAUGAAGUCCCUGAUCUGCUGCUCGACGAUAUCUGGUCAUGGUUCGGAGAUAAAGAAGCUUCGGGAACAAAAACAUUCACCUAG